This is a messenger RNA of Pipistrellus kuhlii (Kuhl's pipistrelle), 2391 nucleotides long. RefSeq names its product polypyrimidine tract binding protein 3 (gene PTBP3). The coding region runs from base 214 to 2013 and encodes 599 amino acids. Gene Ontology annotation, molecular function: mRNA binding. The record is from RefSeq and is a predicted model, not a curated record. Lineage: Eukaryota; Metazoa; Chordata; Mammalia; Chiroptera; Vespertilionidae. Gene Ontology annotation, biological process: regulation of cell differentiation; regulation of RNA splicing; mRNA processing. Gene Ontology annotation, cellular component: nucleus. The transcript is spliced from 17 exons.
GGGUGGGGAAGGCGGGGGCGCGGCGGUGGCGGGAGCGUCCCUGGUUUCCGCCCCUGUUUCCCACUCUCCUUCCACCUCCGAUCGCCGGGGCUGUGGACAGGCUCGGCUGACCCGGCCCCCCGGAGCCGCCCUGCUGCUGCCGCUUCCUCCCUCCGCUCCGCUCGCGGUGAGCUGCCUGGCCGUCUCCGCGCUGUGCGCUCCCCCGUCUGGGCCAUGGAUGGUGUUGUUACAGAUCUUAUAGCAGUCGGUUUAAAGCGGGGAUCUGAUGAGCUUCUUUCUUCUGGCAUCAUUAACGGACCUUUUACCAUGAACAAUUCUAGUCCUCCUAUAGGUGUAUAUGGUUUUGGACUUGGAAAGUUGAAUAGAUGGUGGUGCCACUCUAUAUUAGAAAAUGUAGGAAGGAUAGAAUUGGACAACAUAGCAGCUAAUGGGAAUGACAACAAGAAAUUUAAAGGAGAUAGACCUCCCUGUUCGCCUUCCCGUGUUCUCCAUCUUCGCAAAAUUCCAAAUGAUGUCACCGAAGCAGAGGUCAUAUCAUUAGGGUUACCAUUUGGCAAAGUAACUAAUCUUUUGAUGUUGAAAGGAAAAAGCCAGGCUUUCUUAGAAAUGGCUUCUGAGGAAGCUGCUAUUACCAUGGUGAACUAUUACACUCCUGUGACCCCUCAUCUUCGAAGCCAGCCUAUCUUUAUCCAGUAUUCCAAUCACAGAGAACUUAAGACUGACAAUCUACCUAAUCAAGCUGCAAAAAGAACCCUAGUUCUUGAUUCUGUGUGGAAAGUUAUUUAUAAUCGAGCCCAAGCGGCACUGCAGGCUGUCAGUGCUAUCCAGUCAGGAAGCCUGGCCCUUCCUGGAGCUCCCAGCAGUGAAGGCACAAUGCUACCCGGGCAGAGCCCUGUGCUCCGGAUAAUUAUUGAAAACCUCUUUUACCCUGUGACCCUGGAAGUUCUUCACCAGAUAUUUUCUAAAUUUGGCACGGUCUUGAAAAUUAUCACCUUUACAAAGAAUAAUCAGUUUCAAGCCUUGCUUCAGUAUGCUGACCCAAUGAAUGCACAGUAUGCCAAAAUGGCACUGGAUGGCCAGAAUAUCUAUAAUGCAUGCUGCACUCUGCAUAUUGACUUCUCCAAGCUUACCAGCCUUAAUGUGAAAUAUAAUAAUGACAAAAGCAGAGACUUCACUCGCUUAGAUCUUCCUACUGGUGAUGGCCAUCCAUCCCUUGAAUCCCCUAUGGCUGCUGCUUUUGGUGCACCAGGUAUAAUUUCCUCACCAUAUGCAGGGGCUGCUGGAUUUGGUCCAGCCAUUGGAUUUCCUCAAGCUACAGGUCUGUCAGUCCCAGGUAUUCCUGGAGCUCUUGGUCCUCUGGCACUCACCUCCUCUGCCGUCACUGGAAGAAUGGCCAUUCCUGGGGCUGGUGGUAUACCAGGAAAUUCUGUUCUGCUCGUCACCAAUCUCAAUCCUGAUCUUAUCACACCCCAUGGGCUGUUUAUCCUAUUUGGAGUCUAUGGUGAUGUACAUCGAGUGAAGAUUAUGUUUAAUAAGAAAGAAAAUGCUUUGGUUCAGAUGGCAGAUGCAAAUCAAGCUCAACUAGCAAUGAACCAUCUGAACGGUCAGAGACUUUAUGGAAAAGUGCUCCGUGCUACCCUGUCCAAACAUCAGUCAGUUCAGCUUCCUCGAGAGGGACAAGAAGACCAAGGUCUGACUAAGGAUUUUAGUAAUAGUCCUUUGCAUCGCUUUAAAAAGCCUGGCUCUAAAAACUUCCAGAAUAUCUUUCCACCGUCAGCCACGCUGCAUCUUUCCAACAUCCCACCUUCCGUUACAAUGGAUGAUCUGAAGAACCUUUUCACAGAAGCUGGAUGUUCAGUGAAGGCUUUUAAAUUCUUUCAGAAAGAUCGCAAAAUGGCCCUUAUUCAGUUGGGAUCUGUGGAAGAAGCCAUCCAGGCUCUCAUUGAGCUUCAUAACCAUGACCUUGGAGAGAAUCACCACCUCAGAGUUUCCUUCUCAAAAUCCACAAUCUGAUUUUCUGUGAAUUUUUCUUCUAAGACUGGACCAUUAUAGCAGUAAAAUGUUCAGACAUAGACUGAAGCAACUCAAGACCAAUUCUGCCUCUUUUACAAAAAUGAGUUUUUUUCUGAGUUUGCUGUUUAAGUAUAUUCAAAAAAUUAAGGAAUGUUUUACCCCCUGCCAAUCUGUGAUCAAAGGGGUGUUUUUCCUUUAUAUCAUAGUUCCUAUAAAAAUAAUCUUCAGGGGAAAAAUUUUUUUCCCCAGUAAUUUAAAUCCCCAUAUUAAAUUGGAUUUCAAAAAGACAGACUCUUUUCGUUUGGGACCAGAUCAGCCUUAUACAUUUCUAAACUCCUUUGUACUUUAAAAAAUUAAAUGUGACACCUUUUAAAAUUA